AUGAUUCAAGAUAUUGGCGGUUCCGAUGCUCGCUCUAUCGCGUUUUCGUCCGGCGUGAAAGUGGUACCAGAUAUUGGCAAGGUUAUCUCCAGGGAUGGUCAAUCGCUUACCGUCACUGGUGCAACGACUGUCGAUAUCUUUUAUGAUGCAGAGACGGAGUUUCACUGGAGUGAUGAGAGCCGGCGUAAAGCCUUAGUUUGCGAGAGGUUGGAUGAAGCAGCGUCAACCGGCUUUGAGGAGCUUAAGGGGCAGUCUACCAGAAGACACCAGUCGAUGAUGAGCCGCGUGAAUCUCGACCUCGGCAAAAGUAACUCAUCGACGGCUCUGCUACCUAUUGAUCAACGCAUCGCUAAUUACGAGGUCGAUCCCGAUGCAGAUAAGGAGUUGAUGGUCCUUGUGUACAAUUUUGGGCGCCAUUUACUUAUCUCGUCCUCUAGCGAUACCGGGGGUGUCGGCUUGGGGGUGCCGGCUAACCUUCAAGGUAUUUGGAAUGACAACUAUAGUCCUCCCUGGGGAAGCAAGUACACUGUGAACAUCAAUCUCCAGAUGAACUAUUGGCUCGCCGAAACAACUAAUCUGGCCGAUACCCUUCGUCCGCUCUGGGAUCUGAUGAAGCGCAGCCAUGGACGAGGCCAGGACGUAGCGAAACGCAUGUAUGGAUGUCCUGGAUACGUUUCCCACCACAACCUAGAUCUCUGGGGAGAUUCGGCACCCCACGAUAAUGGCACCGAGUAUACAACUUGGGCCAUGAGCGCACCCUGGCUGCUCAACCAUAUGAUCGAGCAUUACCGCUUCACCGGUGACCGGUACUUUCUGCAGAACCAGGUCUGGCCUCUUCUCGUUGACUCUGUGGCAUUCUAUAAGUGUUACACCUUUGACUUUGAAAGCUUUCUUUCUAGCGGACCUUCUCCUUCUCCGGAGAACGACUAUAUCAUUCCGGACGAUAUGUCAAAGAAUGGAUCAAAGGGGUCUAUCGACAUAUCGCCAACCAUGGAUAAUUCCCUACUACAUGCUCUCUUCUCAAGCUAUAUCGAGGUAGCAUCGGCACUAAACAUUUCCAUCGACCCGAACGUUGGCUCGAUGCGUUCCAAAUUGCGAGACUUCCAGAUAGGGCGGUAUGGUCAAAUCCAGGAAUGGCGAAACGAUUAUACCGAAGCAGAGCAAGGACAUCGGCAUCUCUCGAACCUUUGGGAUCUAUUUCCCGGUCCUCGUAUCAGUCCGCUCACUAAUAAGACCCUAGCUGAUGCAGCGCGCGUUUCCAUAGACCGUCGGAAUAAUGGUACGAGCAUCAGGACAGGGUGGUCGCGUGCCUGGAUGGCGGCUUGUCUCGCCAGGCUUCUUGACGGUGACACUGCUAUUGACGAAGCGAAAGCUCUUCUUCAAAACCAUCUCCUACCGAAUUUAUUCACCCGUAUAUCGGACGAGACUUUUCAGAUUGACAGCAAUUUUGGGUACGUUGCGGCUAUCACAGAAACCUUAUUGCAGAGCCACCUCGGAUUUAUUCAUAUAUUACCAGCGUCCGCCUCGAAAAUUCCAACAGGGUCAGUGAGCGGGUUAGUUGCUCGUGGGGGUUUUGAAGUGUCCUUCUCAUGGAAGGAUGGAAAGUUUGUUCAAGCGGUAAUAAGGUCGCGAUUAGGUAGGAAGCUCAGCGUCCGAAUCGCUGAUGGGGAAGCCUUCAAAAUUAAUGGUGACGCCGUUGAGGAUGUAGAAACGGCGGCUGGCCAGACCUACAAGAUAACCUUGUGAAGUAUACCAUCAUGGUCUACUAAAAGGAGACGCAUGGUGUCUUACAACUUGUCCAGAAAGUACCUAGGUAGGUGGAUGUCCACCAGCAAGAGAACAUCUCGCUAUGGGAUCUCGUAUAACUUGGAUCACCGAGUUUAGCGGGGUUUACUUGUAAUCUUUGCCUGAGUAAAUCCAUGAAGCU
This is a messenger RNA of Annulohypoxylon truncatum, 1927 nucleotides long. RefSeq names its product Six-hairpin glycosidase-like protein. Gene Ontology annotation, molecular function: alpha-L-fucosidase activity. NCBI's taxonomy places the organism in Eukaryota, Fungi, Ascomycota, Sordariomycetes, Xylariales, Hypoxylaceae. Bases 1 to 1746 code for a protein of 581 amino acids. The record is from RefSeq and is a predicted model, not a curated record. Gene Ontology annotation, biological process: carbohydrate metabolic process. The transcript has 3 exons.